GAUAAAAAGAAGCAACAAGUUCGCCUCUUUGUCGAAUCUUCUAUCGUGAGUGGUCGCAACAAAAUGUGGUGGAAAAGUGUCCUACAAAUUCCUGCGAGAUUUUCAAGGAACGCUUGGAAAAAUUGUCACACCGUGAGAUAUUUUUCCCAAGGGAUCGAAGAAAAUGGCAAGAACCGAUUGAGCAGCGCUGAAAAAUCGCCGAGAAUACUUAUCACGGGUGGUCUCGGCCAAUUGGGCACAGAAUGCGCGAAGCUGCUUCGCAAAAAGUACGGAAGCGAGAACGUGAUACUGUCUGAUAUAAUCAAACCGACGGAAGAAAGUCUAUCGAACGGACCGUUUAUCUUCGCCGAUAUUCUCGACUUCAAAGGGUUGCAGAAGAUCGUGGUGAAUUACAGGAUCGAUUGGCUGAUUCAUUUCAGUGCUCUCCUUAGCGCGGUCGGUGAACAAAACGUUCCUCUGGCUGUCAGAGUCAAUAUAGAAGGAAUGCACAACGUUAUCGAGCUAGCGAAACAGUAUAAAUUAAGGAUAUUCAUUCCGUCAACGAUCGGAGCAUUUGGUCCGGACUCACCGAGGAAUCCAACCCCGAAUGUGACCAUUCAACGACCACGAACGAUUUAUGGCGUUAGUAAAGUUCACGCUGAAUUAUUGGGCGAAUACUAUCAUCACAGAUUCGGUCUCGACUUCCGGUGUCUUCGAUUUCCAGGAGUGAUCAGCUGCGAUCCACCUGGUGGCGGUACCACAGACUAUGCGGUCGCUGUUUUUCACGAGGGGAUGGUUACUAGAAGGUACGAGUGUUACUUGGAACCUCAUACGAGAUUGCCGAUGAUAUAUAUAGAGGAUUGUCUGUCUGCUCUCUUUCAAUUCUUGAACACUCCGAAUCAACGAUUACGAAGAAGGGUGUACAACGUCACUGCCAUGAGUUUCACACCCGAGGAGUUGUUCAGUGAACUUAAAAAGCACGUUCCUGAUUUGAAGAUCUCGUACAAGCCGGAUGGAAGGCAAUACAUCGCUGACAGUUGGCCACAAGUUUUCGACGACAGCGACGCGCGUCGAGAUUGGGGAUGGGAACACAAGUAUAAUUUAGAAAAACUCGUGGAAUCGAUGGUACACGAUAUGAAAAAGAAUUUUUCAAGCAAAAGAUCGUUAACAGAGGUCAACAGUUACGUAUAAUGUAAUACCAUUU
Messenger RNA from Habropoda laboriosa, 1183 nucleotides. RefSeq names its product L-threonine 3-dehydrogenase, mitochondrial (gene Tdh). The record is from RefSeq and is a predicted model, not a curated record. Gene Ontology annotation, molecular function: L-threonine 3-dehydrogenase activity. The transcript has 5 exons. Gene Ontology annotation, biological process: L-threonine catabolic process. NCBI's taxonomy places the organism in Eukaryota, Metazoa, Arthropoda, Insecta, Hymenoptera, Apidae. The coding region runs from base 64 to 1170 and encodes 368 amino acids.